This is a messenger RNA of Spodoptera exigua (beet armyworm), 1523 nucleotides long. The record is from the annotation of a GenBank genome assembly. Lineage: Eukaryota; Metazoa; Arthropoda; Insecta; Lepidoptera; Noctuidae.
AGUGGUGAUUGUGGUGAGGCAUUGUUAUGGUCCGAUUUGCUCUAAAUAUAAGCCUACGGUUAAAAAUCGUAUGUGAAUGUUAAUGGAAACACUUUUCGAACUACUUGUACAGAUAAUAAAUCUACCACAAACCCAGUGUGACCAACUUAAAAGCUCUAAAUGUUACUAUCCUGAUAUCCUCGACUAUCACUCUAUCCUUCACUGUGUAAACACGUCACACUCUAAAAUAUUUGGUUUUAUCAAAGACACGCUACACGCAAUUCUGUCCAUUAUUAAUAAGAUUAAAUAGUUAUAAGUAGUGAAUGUUAAAAUACUUAGAAUAAAAUAAUACUUUAAUUUGGUAAGCUAAGUACACCUUGUAUGUAAAUGAUCACUGUCCAUUUAAUGUAAGCUAUUUCAUUAAGCAUGGUAAUUGUAAAAGACGCUAAAAUGUUAAGAACUUAAGAUUCCAAUAAAACCCAUAAUUUUUAUAGCAUCUGCAAGUUUUCAGAAUGCCCAACACAGGUGUUCAUUCACUAAUCACGCUUUACGCGAGUUUAUCAACAUUAAUAGAAUCCCUCCCGCCAGACAUUAAGAAUUAAUUUAGAAAUUCGUAAGCUUAAAUGAUUAAAAACAAACAUGGCUUGUAUUUCAAAAAUAAUACAGAUACAUACCGCACCCAUGAUUUACCUACCUACUGCCUUCGCUCUUUGAAAUGAAUCGCCUAAAGUCAUAAACUCAAUAUACCUACCUUAAAAUAAAAAAAAAACUUGUUGAAACGAUAGCAUAAUGAAUAGUCUUUUAGUACUUACUUAUAGUACUUAACUGUAGUUUCGCAGUAGGCUUAGUUUGAUGACAGCGGUCAGCAUUUUUAUUAUGAAUAGAUAAACUUUAUUAUUUUGUAAGUAAAUCAAGUCCUACUGACCACGUUUCCAGCUUCAGCUUGCUUCAAUUAUCUCCUUAAUAGUCCAGCCUUUGAAAUUAAUUAUUGGUAAAAAUAAGUUUUAGGAAAUUAUGUUUUAGCGUAUCAGACGCAAUUUGUUGUAGAAAUAUAUGAAAACUCAUUAUUUAUUAUAAUGUUAUCUACGUAACAAAUACGCUACUAUGUAUUUAUUUUCAAUUGAAGUUUUGUUAGAAAACGUAUUGUCAAAAGUAUUUUAUUUAAAUUUCCCGCCCUGGACCAAUGGUCACAGAUAGUAAAUCUAACAUAGAUUAUAGAUUCGUUAUACAUGUUUAAAAUUGUUAUUAUUAUUACUUCUUAAUGUUUCACGAUCCAUAAAUUAUUGUAUAAUUACGUAAAUAAAAUGCACAGCUUUUUCAAAUAUCCACUGACUAAGGUGAUUAAAUGUUUAACUGUUGUUUAUAAUAUUUAAGUACUUAUAAAUUUGUUGUGCAGGAAUAUUGGUUUGCAUGACAUGUGUUCUUUCAAUACUUUACACAUUAGGGCAAUAAAGCCCUGGAAUGAAUUAUUGUUAUGCUAAGUAUAUGGUGCGUUUGUAUGUAAUGAAAUGAUCUUGAGUAACGAAUAAAUUGCAUUGAAUAAA